Alligator sinensis (Chinese alligator) is the source of this 615-nucleotide messenger RNA. RefSeq names its product NHP2 ribonucleoprotein (gene NHP2). Gene Ontology annotation, biological process: snRNA pseudouridine synthesis; rRNA pseudouridine synthesis. The transcript has 4 exons. Gene Ontology annotation, molecular function: box H/ACA snoRNA binding. The record is from RefSeq and is a predicted model, not a curated record. The annotation marks the transcript as partial. Gene Ontology annotation, cellular component: nucleolus; box H/ACA snoRNP complex. Lineage: Eukaryota; Metazoa; Chordata; Crocodylia; Alligatoridae.
AACCUGAACCCCAUCGCGCAGCCGCUCGCGUCGCGCAAGCUCACGCGCAAGCUGUACAAGUGCAUCAAGAAAGCCGCGAAGCACAAGCAGAUCCGGCGCGGGGUGAAGGAGGUGCAGAAGUUCAUCAACAAGGGCGAGAAGGGGAUUGUGGUCUUGGCUGGAGACACGCUGCCCAUUGAAGUGUACUGCCACAUCCCCGUGAUGUGUGAAGACAGGAGCCUGCCCUAUGCUUACAUCCCCUCCAAGACGGAUCUGGGAACAGCUGCAGGCUCCAAGCGUCCGACCUGCGUGAUCAUGAUCAAGCCCAACGAGGAGUAUGCAGAGGCUUACGGAGAGUGUCUGGAGGAGGUGACGGCCCUCCCUGUGCCCUUGUGACAUGGGGCACCCACUGCCCAGAGACUCGGGCUGCUGCCUGCCUUUACCUCCACAGCUCUCCGUAAAACCGCCCAUUUGGGCAUUUUUAAAGGAAGUUGUCGGCCUGCCCUGCAUCGCCAGCCGGGGCGUGGGCCUUCUUCAGAAACCAGCACGGUGCAGUGGUGGGCCCGGCCCUGCUGCGGGGGUGCGCUGUGCUGGGCGCUGCCGCUUCUCAAUAAAUGAAUUUUGUACGGUUUUAAA